Ilex paraguariensis (yerba mate) is the source of this 1152-nucleotide messenger RNA. The record is from the annotation of a GenBank genome assembly. Lineage: Eukaryota; Viridiplantae; Streptophyta; Magnoliopsida; Aquifoliales; Aquifoliaceae.
AUGGUUCAUUUUCGCAGCCCCGGUGAAAAUCCCCUCCAAGCAGCUUAUGCAGAACUUCUUAAAGAGAACAAUGUGGCAUCCAUUAUAGGCAUGGAGACAUGGGAGAAAGCAACCAUAGUCGCCGAUGUUGGAAACCGAGCUCAAACAAAAACCACGAGCAUCGGAGCAAUCAUCGACGAUGGUACUCGUAUCGGAAAGGAAGUGAAGGCAGCCAUGAAAGUAGCUGCUCAAAAGUUCAACAACUCCUCUUUGUACCACAAAUUAUCUCUUCAUUUUCGCAACACUGGUGGAAAUCCUCUCCAAGCAGCUUAUGCAGCUGAAGAACUUAUUAAAGAGAAUAAUGUUGAAGCCAUUAUAGGCAUGGAGACAUGGGAAAAAGCAGUCCUAGUCGCCGACGUUGGAAACCGAGCUCAAGUGCCAAUUAUUUCAUUUGCAUCAGCUUCAAUCAAGCAACCGAUAAUGCCGCCCCAUUUGCCUUUCUUGGUUCAAAUGGCAACCAGUGUCACUGAACAAAUUAUAUGCAUCACGGAGAUUAUUCGCUCAUUCAACUGGCGAAAAGUCAUAGCAAUCUAUGAGGCUAACUACUAUGGAACCGAUUUCGGAAUGUUUGCUGCAUUAUCUAAUUCACUCCAAGAUCAUGGCGUAGAAAUUGAAUAUUGUCUCGUUCUUCCAUCAUUUUCCACUCUAUCUGAUCCAAAAGGCUUUGUUAGUGAAAAUGUAGCUGAGCUGUUGAGUAAACAAUCCAUGGUUUUUAUUGUUCUUCAAAUAUCUUCAUCAAUGGCUGCUCAUUUGUUUAGACAAGCAAAGCAGAUGAGGCUUAUUGGGAGAGAUUCAGCAUGGAUAAUUGCAGACCCAUUUGCGAGCCUCUUGGAUUCUGUUAAUACUUCUGUUAUAUCCUCCAUGGAAGGUGCUCUAGGAAUCAAGACAUAUUUUGUUGAAGACAGUAGGUCUUUUCUGGACUUCAGGCAACAGUUUCGACGAGUUUUUCAAUCAGAUUACCCUGAGGAAGAAAACUCCGAGAUGGGAAUUCAUGCCCUACGAGCAUAUGAUAGCAUUACUACCAUUGCAAAUGCCAUAAACCGAACAGGUAGUUGGCUGAGAAUUGAAAUUGAAAUUUAUAGUUUAAAAAGGGGAAGAGAAAAUUACGCAUAG